AUGCGCAAGCAAGGCCGCCGAGAGCGCGUCUGCACGUCUCUGUGCGGACGCCGAAGCAGAAACAACAGCACUGAUGUCUCAUCGGCUGCUGAAGCGACUCAGACUGUGUCACCUGGUGAUGCAGGCGCUCAUCAUGAAGACACUCAUGUCUUCACAGAGUGUGAGCUCGGUGUCUCAUACUCUCCUGAUACGGAAGACGGAUCCGUAUCGACGGCGAUUGAAUCUAAGCCGCCUGCCAAGCGUGGCAUGGACGAUGCUUUGCGUCGCAGCAUCUUUGGUUCAUCUGAUGAGUCAGAUGAACCAUCGCCGAAGCGAAGGCGCUCGAGGUCGCGAGACUCGGGCGCUAACAGUGGUGUCGGUUCUCAUAUUGACGCCACUUCGCAACGAGGUGCCAGUACUUCUGUCGGCACAUCGCUGGAAGAGCGGAAUCGCAAUGUCUUGCGUCUCGCUCCCGAGAAGAAGGCAUGGAUGCCUCCAAAAUCUGUCAUGGAUCGCUUUUCGACGACGACAAGUGAUCGUUAUCGAUCACGAUUGUUCGAUUCGUCAAGGAUCCAUCACCUUGACCCCAGCGCGAAAAACUAUCGCGCUGAAAACUAG
Messenger RNA from Peronospora matthiolae, 597 nucleotides. NCBI's taxonomy places the organism in Eukaryota, Oomycota, Peronosporomycetes, Peronosporales, Peronosporaceae. The record is from the annotation of a GenBank genome assembly.